Molecule: messenger RNA, 1389 nt
Organism: Penicillium verrucosum
Lineage: Eukaryota; Fungi; Ascomycota; Eurotiomycetes; Eurotiales; Aspergillaceae
Product: FAD-binding oxidoreductase
Exons: 2
Coding region: 1-1389 (462 amino acids)
Molecular function (GO): oxidoreductase activity; FAD binding
Source: RefSeq, a predicted model, not a curated record
AUGCCAAACAGUGCGUCAUCUAUCGAAGCCCGCUUGCAGCAUCUCAUGCCGAGCCUCUCGCUAUACACUGAAGGCAGAAACUAUCAAGACUGUCUUAAAUUCUACAAUCAUGCGCUGAAAAAGGAACCGCUAGUCUGCGCCCGGCCGCGGACAGAAGAAGAGGUCUCACGCUUGGUUCAAUUUUGCACCGAACAAAAGACUCCCUGUGCCGUUCGCUCAGGCGGUCACGACUUCUUCGGUCGCUCCGUAGUCCACAAGGGAAUCCUCAUCGACAUGCGCGAUAUGGACACAGUCAGUAUCGGGUCGGACCGAGCCAGUGCACGCGUUGGUGGCGGAGUGAUGGCCGGCGACCUGCAGGAAGCCAUCAGUUCUCACGGCCUAUUCACUCCUACCGGACAGUCAAAAUCCGUGGGCUAUGUCUCCUGGGCAUGUGGCGGAGGGUACGGCUUCUAUGUUGGAACAUACGGGUUUGGGGUCGAUCAAAUACUUGGGGCUCGAGUGGUUUUGGCCGGGGGUCGCGUCGUUGACACCGACAGAGAUCCAGAAUUACUGUGGGCACUCCGCGGCGCUGGGGCUGGCGCAUUUGGCAUCAUCACAGAGCUUCGCGUAAAGGUAUACCCAGUGCCUAAACUGUACGCUGGCUUCCUAGCCUUCCCCCUGUCCGAGGCUGCAUCUGUCAUGGACAAGAUUGGAAGCCUCUUACAUGACGACUUUCCUGAUGAGUUCAGCGGGGAUGCCAUCGCCGCAAAUCCUGAAAUGGCUCCUGUACCGGUAGCCGAGCCCUGUUUUGCUCUGUUUUGGUGUUGGACUUCGGUUAACGAAGACCUCGGGCCCGCGAAAACCUUUCUUGAGCAGAUGAUGCAGGCUGGCAGGGUUCUGGGGAACACGGUCACGGAAACUACACCAGCCGCCUACGGCUUAGGUGGUUUAUCGUCAGGGACCUUCUUCCGCAGUCGAAACGUCGAUCGGAUACAUAAAAAUGUUGGCACUAUCCUUGCACAGCACCUUCCACCAUAUCCGCUGUCCGCUAUCAUCUUUCACAAUAACCAUGGUAGAGGGGUUCGACACGAAGUGGCAGAUGCUGUCGGGGCGGCCUUUCCGAAUCGAUACCAACAUGUCAUUCUCGGGUUCCAUGGUGGCACCAGGCCAGACUGGACCGAUGAGCAGGAGCUUGCAGGUGCAGCCAGAUGGGUCAUAGAAUUGGAGGAAGCGGUUGAUCAGAAUGGUCUUUCCCUGCCAGGAGGGUUCCCUGCAUUUUGGCCCCCUGACCAGGUAGACAUACAACAAUUCUUUGGGGAGGAAGGGGCCUCAAGACUGCGACAAUUGAAAGCGCGACUGGAUCCGAACAAUCUGUUUUACCAUGCCCUACCUGGUCUGAAUGGAUACUGA